AUAUUAGCUACCCCAAUUUAAACCCUGAACUAGACGAUAUCUCAAUGAUUGUCAACUUGGACAAUGAAACAGAUCAACCUGACUGUCAGGAACUUCCUACCGUUGACAAUACAAAUACUGACAAAGAUAUAAUCAAUGAAACAGAACAAACUGACUACCACGAACUUCCUUUUGUUAUUGACAAAACCAAUACUAAUGAAGACGAACUUGACAAGGAUGAUGAAACCCGGCACUCUAAUAAUCAACACCCGGUUGUUACAAUUCCUAUAUCAGACCAACCAUUGAACUUUGGCCAAAAUCAGAUCGUAAUUAAAACGGUCCUGCACUCUCCCGCCAAGCCGAAAAUCAUAAUUUUAUUCGAGAGAAAACAGCGGCUAUUAGUGCAAAUUUCAAAGAACAACCUUGAAUCAGAUGUUGUAAAUUUUGUCAAGGAAUAUAUUGUACCCGAUGUCCCAUACUAUAUAUAUUUCGAAGAUCCUGACAUAUAUGAACCCUUCUCAGGCGCUUUACAAAAGUAUUUUAAAUGGCCCUCUAUCAAGUUUAAAAGGUGUCUUGAAAAACUUCUAGACAUCACUAGUAAUGAUGAAAUUAAAAGUUUAAUACAAAAUUAUCAUGAAGGGAAAUCAAAUCAUCGCGGGAUCGAUGAAACCUAUUCUCGCUUAAAACAAAAGUACUAUUGGCCAAAUUUGAAAAGUUCCGUUCAGUCAUGA
Acanthoscelides obtectus is the source of this 710-nucleotide messenger RNA. Lineage: Eukaryota; Metazoa; Arthropoda; Insecta; Coleoptera; Chrysomelidae. The record is from the annotation of a GenBank genome assembly.